UUGGGUAAUAAAUUUGUAGGAUGGGUCACGCGUUCCGGUGUACUAUCUUACCUGAAGCUAGAUAAGGCAUGACUGGAUUGCUUUUGUGAAGUCGUGGUUAUGCUGACUCGCGUGCUUCGCUCGAGCAAGUUUGUUUCUACCCGCGGCGCCCAUGAGGCGAGAUGGGGGAUGGGGCCGAGACGCGCGAACAACGAACAGUGGGGGCUGAUCAGAGUUUCCCCCGCCUCAUCACAACUCCACCUUUCCGUCACGACCACCGGCGAUUAACGGCCGGGAUUGCGUUUUGGCCCUGAAUAGUAUCAAGUCGGUGCAUUAGAGCGUUUGCACUGUUCGUCCGAGUUAGUUUGAGAUCUUCUCUAUGUUGAGGAUGUGGAAUGGAUGUUGAUUGUAACUGACUCAACUAGAAAGAGACCGCGAUGGACUCUUCUAGCCUUCUCACCAGCGGUACGACUGCCAUCAUUGUGGGAGUGUUGUCUGUGUUCUCGGCCUUGCGGUUUAUUUCCAACCGAAAAUUGCAUCCAAAUGAGCCUGUAAUAUUGCCAUCAUGGAUCCCCUUCAUCGGACAUCUCCUUGGGAUGGCACUCCAGGGCGGUCGGUAUAUCAAACGACUCGGACUUUCUCGUCCUAAUGAGCCCAUAUUCACGCUCCCUGUGCCUGGUUCUCGCAUCUAUGUUGUGACUGAUCCUGUUCUGGCUGCCGCUGUUCAGCGCAAUUCUAAGUCGCUGUCCUUCACGCCACUCGUCCCAGAUAUUACGAAGCGCGUGUUGGGGCUUGAUGAUAAAACAGUCAAGGUGGUCAGACAGAAUCUAGACCCUGAACCAGGAGAUCCCCGCGGGUUCCUUGCCGAUAUGCAUGAUCUGGUCUACACGUCCCUCGGCCCAGGCCAAUAUCUCACCCAGCUUAGCUGUGACGCAUCACAGGAGCUCUGUGUCCAACUUGCCGAGUUUGCCAAAUCCAGUUUGGCUGCAACGACGGAAUCCAGUCCGGUAGAUUUGCUAGAAUGGAUGCGACACAAUGUCGCUAUAGGCACUGCCAAUUACUUGUUUGGCCCGUCUAAUCCCAUUAGCAAUAGCCCCCAGCUAGAGCAAGACUUUUGGGCCUUUGAUCAUGGUCUUGGAGGGUUGCUUAUUGGACUUGCUCCCUCUAUAACUGCUUCUAAAGCAUAUCAUGGUAGAGAGCGGGUAGUCAGGGCUCUCAUGGAAUACUUGCAAAACGGCCACGACAAGGCAGCGUCACAACUUGUCCAGGAUCGCAUUCGUAUUGAACGAGCGUACGACAUGAAUGAUGAGAUGAUUGCCAGGUCGGCUCUUUCAUUUCUGUUUGCCGGGAUUGUUAAUACCACUACAACCACAUUCUGGGUUAUCUUGAGAACCUUUGCAGACAAAGAACUCCUCACCGAGGUCCGUCGAGAGAUUCUCGAGGCAAUCGGUAAGAGUCGCCACGCACAUGUAUCGCCGAAUGCUCUAAGUCUCGCUACUCUCAAAGAGUGUUGUCCAAAGUUGACAGCCGUGUUUCGAGAAAGCCUCAGGAUUGGUUCCGAAAACUUUUCUGUUCGGCUAAUCAAAGAGGAUACCAUGCUUGCCAACAAGUACUUCCUGGCUAAGGGCGCCGUCGUUCAAAUAGCCGGAGGCGUGAUCCAUGGUGACAGGUCAAUUUGGGGACAUGACGUUAACGAAUUUAACCCAAAAAGGUUUCUGGACCAAAAAUCCCGCUCCUCCGGUUUCCAUCCUGCUGCAUUUCGUGGAUUUGGUGGUGGCAAGACCCUCUGCCCUGGACGCCACUUCGCUACCAACGAGAUUCUGCUUUUUGCUGCGAUGAUUAUCUAUGGCUUUGAAAUUACCGACGAAGAUAAACAGCCGGUUCGAGUGCCUGCAAAAAACGACCGUGUUAUGCCUGUGCAUAUUUUGGAGCCAAGUCAAGCGGACCGACCACAGGUCAUAAUCAAGCCUAGAGACGAAAUGGCGACGGUCGAGGCUCUCGUCAUAGUACCAUAGCGAUACUGUAGAUAGAAAAUAACUUGUCCAUAAUUAAAGACGCUCAGAGGUCUUCAGAAGGGCUACUGCAGUACUGAGUGUCAAGUGAAGAGCCAAGGGCUAGGUAAAUGGCCAGUUCCGCCAGCUGGCAUUUAGUAUCUGGCACCUGGCAAGUAAUAAAUGGAGUUCUGAAUCCAGUCUCGUUCUCUUUAACAUCACCAUCUAGUUAUGAUUGAUACUAAACAUUUUCUG
This is a messenger RNA of [Torrubiella] hemipterigena, 2225 nucleotides long. The record is from the annotation of a GenBank genome assembly. Lineage: Eukaryota; Fungi; Ascomycota; Sordariomycetes; Hypocreales; Clavicipitaceae.